Messenger RNA from Dromiciops gliroides (monito del monte), 3040 nucleotides. RefSeq names its product chemerin chemokine-like receptor 2 (gene CMKLR2). Gene Ontology annotation, molecular function: G protein-coupled receptor activity; complement receptor activity. Lineage: Eukaryota; Metazoa; Chordata; Mammalia; Microbiotheria; Microbiotheriidae. The transcript is spliced from 2 exons. The record is from RefSeq and is a predicted model, not a curated record. Gene Ontology annotation, biological process: inflammatory response; phospholipase C-activating G protein-coupled receptor signaling pathway; complement receptor mediated signaling pathway. Gene Ontology annotation, cellular component: plasma membrane. The coding region runs from base 224 to 1297 and encodes 357 amino acids.
ACCACAUUCACAACUAGUUCCAGAGAGUUGUAUAAAAGCUGCAGCACUAGCAUCCUUCCCUCAUCCACAGUGUCAUUUCAAAAGCCAAGUGAGGAGGCUGGGAAAACUGUGCACUAUAGUUGUUCUGAAAUCCACACUGUUUUUCAUUCUGGACUCCAGAGGUUACACCCAGGAUCACAAUAACCUCUCUUGCAGACAGAAGAUUAACGGGUAGCAAGACAUCAUGGAAGAGUCUGGAUAUUUUUUCGAUGAAUUUGAUAACUACACCUAUUCCUUUUAUCCCAUUGAGUAUUCUCAAGAAGAUCUGGAAUUGGAAGAGAAGGUUCAUUUGGGAGCUGUGCAGUGGGUUUCCCUUGCCUUAUAUGGCCUAGCAUUUGUCCUUGGGGUGCCAGGAAAUGCCAUUGUCAUCUGGUUCACUGGAUUUAAGUGGGGAAAGACAGUCACCACUCUCUGGUUCCUCAAUCUGGCCAUUGCAGAUUUCAUCUUUGUUCUCUUUCUGCCUCUUUACAUGUCCUACGUGGCCAUGAAUUUCCAUUGGCCCUUUGGCACCUGGCUAUGUAAAGUCAACUCCUUCAUUGCUCUGUUGAACAUGUUUGCCAGUGUGUUCUUCCUAACAGUGAUCAGCCUGGACCGUUACAUUCAUCUGAUUCACCCUGUCUUCUCUCAACGUUACCGAACACUAAAGAACGCCCUUUUUGUCAUUGGCAUAGUCUGGCUGAUGGCAUUUAUGGUUGGUGGCCCUGCCCUGUACUUCAGAGAAACUCUUGACCUCAACAACCAUACCAUCUGCUUCAACAAUUUCCACCAGAAUGAUACCAGCGUUAUUUUAAUGAGGCACCAUGUUCUGACCUGGAUGAAAUUUAUUUUCGGUUACCUCCUUCCCCUACUCACCAUGAUCAUUUGUUAUUCACUUCUUGUCCUCCAGGUAAAGAGGAGAGCCACCCUGACCUCCAGCAAAUAUUUCUGGACAAUACUAGCCGUGCUGUUGGCCUUUGUGAUUUGUUGGACCCCCUUUCACCUCUUUAGCAUUUGGGAGCUGUCAAUUCACCACAGCAACCACUUCCACCAUGUGCUUCAGGCGGGACUCCCCCUCUCCACUGGCUUGGCUUUUUUCAACAGCUGCCUGAACCCCCUUCUUUAUGUCUUGAUUAGUAAGAAGUUCCAGGUUGGUUUCCGGACUUCAGUUGCUGAACUCUUAAAGCAUACCUUGAGGGACGUUAGCUGGUCAGGGACAAUGAGUGAACAGUUAAAACACUCUGAGGCCAAAAACCUGUGCCUUCUAGAAAUGGCUCAGUGAGGAGAGUUCCCAAAAUUGAAGCUGAAACACAUGUAAACCAAAAUAAAAGAAACCCAAACUGACUGUGAGGUAACACACACCACUAAGAAGCAAUUGGUUUUUCUGAUAAAAUAAGCAAGGCAAGCAAAUACUGGCUGAUUAACAACUUUAUCAGUAAGCCAUUCUCUUAUUUGUGUGUGUGCGCGCACACGCGCGUGCACACACACACGCACGUGCAAAUAUGUCAGUCUCCUAACAGCAAUAUCUUUGAAUCAAAUCUAAUUACAAGAUACACAGUGGGCCAUUUUUCUAUCCGUUGACCAAGGCAGCCCGAUUUAGUGUUGUCGCAGAUGUGAGAAGAAGCUUGUUUAAUUUGAUUCUUGCUCAUUAUGCUACACUGACAAAGUCUCUGAUGUGGAAGCAUAUUAUUUUCUUAGGAUAACUUAAAAGAUCUUGGGGCUUAUUAUUAAAGAUAGAUCCUUUCCAAGAACACUAAGGUAUAUGCUGCUUCUAACAUUCAUUUUCAUUUUUGCUGAUAGCCUCACAAACAUAUUCACCAUCUCACAAGUAGAUAAUAAAUAAAAAUAAAAUUUAUAAAAUAAAAUUCUUAAUUUUAUGUAGUUCAUGCAUUUUGCCAGAGGGUGUAUCUUAUAUUCAUUUAAAGUUUAUUUCUGUAAAUAUAAAUAGAUCCGCAAAAUUGGUAUAAUGUGUGUUCACAUACAUGUCCCACAGAGUUGACAUCUAAACAGACAAUAGACUUGGCCAAGAGAUGGUGGGAAACAUGUAGGAUUUGGAGCCAAAAGACUUGGGAUUGAAUAUUUACUUUGAUCUCUACCACUUCCAUGACACUGAACAAGCUACCUAACCAUUGUAGACCUCAGUUCCUUAUCUUUAAAAUAAGAAAUUUGGAAUAGAAGAUGAACUAUAAGGUUCCUUCUUUUUUUUUUUUUUUUAAGUAAGGCAAUUGGGGUUAAGUGACUUGCCCAGGGUCACACAGCUAGUAAGUGUUAAAUGUCUGAGGCCGGAUUUGAACUCAGGUACUCCUGACUCCAGGGCCAGUGCUGUAUCCACUGUGCCAUCUAGCUGCCCCAUAAGGUUCCUUCUAACUCUGAAACCUAUGAUCCUAAAAGUUCAUAAAAUGAAGCUUUUGGUGGCACAUUAAUUUCAUUCCACUAUUUCUCCAUAUUAUGACUUUUUUUAAAGUUCAAGCAAUAAUGUAGAAGAUUCAUCUUAAAUAAAAACAAUUCAAUUCAAAAAAGUAAGUGCCUGGUAUAUUCAGGGCAUCAUGCUAGGUACUGGGGACACAAAGCAAAAAAAAAAAAAAAAAUCAUUCCUGCCUUCAGGGAUCUCACAUUCCACUGGAAUGAUACUUGUUUACGAGCAAAUACAAAUAUAACCCAAGCCUCAAAGCACAUUUAUAUGGAGUUCUUCUAUUUGGUGGAGAUUGAUUACUCAAUGAUCUCCACCUGCCAAGAGGUGGAGUUGGUAAGAGCUAGAAAGAAGUGAGAUCCUGGUCUUCUGGCUUCCAACUUCAAGAGAGAAAAGUCAUGCCGUUCCAGACGGUCUUCAAGUCGCUGAAGAGAGAAAGACCUGGGAAGACCUUCUUCUGAGAAACUGACAUACAGAGAAGCCAGCAUUUCAAUUGUGCCCCUAUUCCUGGUUUACAACAUUAGGAACUUUGGGAAAUUUCUCCUUGGAUGGAGAUCUGAGACUCUCUCUUAGCUGAGGUGAAUUAUCUCACUCCCAAAGACAGAGCCCAUUGUA